Messenger RNA from Mercenaria mercenaria, 3846 nucleotides. RefSeq names its product E3 ubiquitin-protein ligase Midline-1-like. Bases 35 to 2002 code for a protein of 655 amino acids. The transcript has a single exon. Gene Ontology annotation, molecular function: protein binding; zinc ion binding. NCBI's taxonomy places the organism in Eukaryota, Metazoa, Mollusca, Bivalvia, Venerida, Veneridae. The record is from RefSeq and is a predicted model, not a curated record.
AACUUUGCUUAUUUUCAUUACAGACUGCUUUACAAUGGCUACUAACACAGCAGAUGAUGGAUCAAAAUGUCCUAUAUGUUUCGAGAUUUAUAAGGAACCGAAAGCACUUGUCUGCUUACAUACAUUUUGCGAGGCAUGUAUUCAGGAGUAUAUAUUAAAAAGCAAAGAGAAGGGUAUACUAUGUGACGGGAUAGAGUGUCCUCUCUGCCGAUUUGUGACAACUGUAGUAAAAGACGAGCCACCAGAAAAGUGGGCUAAAUCUUUAAGACCGAAUUUUGCUCUUGCUUCAUUACUAGAGAGUGCAUCAUUUAGCAUCAAGUCGUCAGAGAAAGAUGAAAAAUUAUGUCAGCCGUGCUUGAAACAGAACAAUACAACUUCUGCAACAAUCUUCUGCUCUGUUUGUAACGAGAGGCUAUGUGGUGAAUGCAAGAAGGUCCAUGAUAGCUUAGAGUUCACGAAGAAUCACGAAUCUGUUGAAAUUGAGAAAAGAGAAAUUGUUGAGUUUCUCACAGCUUUUCAAACUUUCCAGAGAUGUCAACGACAUGGCAAAAAGGUUAAGUUCUAUUGCAAAGAUGAAGACAAACUAUGUUGUAGUACUUGUGCUAUUAUUGCACACAGGGAAUGCAAAGGCUUGAUAGAAAUAAGCGAAAUUGCAAAGGAUAAGUGUAGCUCAAUUCAGUGUUCUAUACUUUCGAAGCAAAUAUCGGAAUUAGAGAAUACUAUGAAAUCAUCUGCAGCACACUUUGUCAGUGAAAGUAAGAAAUUGACGUCACAAUCAACUGAACUGAUGGACAAUUUGAAACAGCUUAGAGAAAAAGUCAUUCAGCGUUUCGAUGCAUUAGAAGACAACUUGAAAGGCGAAAUAAAAGCAGUACAAACAGCAAAAUCAUCUGAAAUUAUGAUAAAUGCAGUCGGAUGCGAUGAUAUUGCAUGUGAAAUGCGCCGUUUAAUGCAUAUGUUAGAACUUGCAAACCAAAACGGCACCGAAGAACAACAAUUUGUCGUUGUGAAAAAGUUAAGGGACGAAUUUGCGGGUCGAAAAUCUCAAGCCGAUUUAAAGUUUGCCGAAGUUGAAUCUAUAAACUUAUCACUGAAUAUUCCCAAAACGAUGGACAAUUUCUUAGACAUGUCACCAGAAAAUCUGUCUGUAUCAGUCGAGUCCAAAACAGAAGUUAUACCAAGCUGUGCUGCAAAAACGCUCAAUCUUUUGGCCGAAGUCAAGAUUGAACAAGAUACAAAUGAAGAAUAUGAACCAUGGUAUCGUGGAAUAGGAUUUCUGAAUGAUGGUAGAAUAGUUGCUGUUGAUAAUAGUAAUAAGAAAUGUGUUUUGAUGAAUGAAAACUUAGAAGGUAUAGGGGAACUCAAAUUGCCAUGCUCGCCGCUUAAUUUAACAGUUACUGAGGAAAACUGUGUUGUCAUUACUGCUGGAGUGAACAAGAAAUUAUAUAUCUAUGAAGUAAAUGAAAAUAAUACUUUAACUGAAAAACAUGUCAUGCCAGUUUCCCAGAAGUGUGAUUCUAUAACAAACUUUGACAUCAAUAAAUAUAUUGUUGGCGCUUUUGAUAGUUCAGAACCUGCUCAUGAAAUUAACGUUGCCGGAGAUAUAGCUCAGUUAAAUUUUGAUUUUGAAGGAAUGCAGUUUACUACUGCGAAGGACUUCAAGUGCUGCUAUACGAAAGAAACAAGACAAUUACUUAUAACAGACAAUAGAGAAAAUGCAGUUUAUGUAUGUAAUCUCGCAAACGGAAACAGGAGCACAGUUCAUGAUAAAAGUUUCGUGAAACUUAGAGGAAUUUCGCAUUAUAUGAACGACUUGUAUUUCAUCUGCUCUUCAGGCACCGAUUCAAUUGUGCAGUUAACAACGGCUGGUAAAGUGUUAGCUGUAAACAAAAUAAAUACGAAAGGUCCAUAUUCAAUCUGCAUUUCACAAGACAAAAACAAAUUGCUUGUGUCGAACAAUCGUUCAGAGGUUAAAAGGUUGCUUCUCUUCAAAAUUCAGUGAACAGUGGCAUAUCGUAUGAAGUGUUGUUUUGAAAAUGCACUGAUAUGUGCUAACAUAUUUAGUUAAACAUACAUAUUUAGUAAAACAAUCUAAUUUAACACAAUAGCUAAAUCAUUUGGUGUUGAUAGUUUUAGCUCUCUGGAAUUCAUGGUUUUCCGAUAAUAUAAAGAAACAUCAUUUUUUGUUUCAUACAAGUUUGUGUUAAGCUAAUUCCAUAAAAGGACUGAUACUUAAGUUCAUUCAUCCAUACCAUCAUUUGUGAAGUUGCGGCAUGUGUCCAAUCGUCUGUCCCUCUUUCAGUGUCCGUCCGUCAUAUCGGUACGAAGUAAAAUUGUUGGAACGAAUGCGAAAGAUUUAUAGCCGUUAAAAAUUAUAAAAUACUGUGUUUAGUAGAGAUAGUACCUAAAAUUUUAAAUUAUGAAAAGCAGUUAAAAAACUUUGCUUUGGUUGUUUAAAUACAUAAGUCUUGAUUUGAUCAUUUUGAAGCAUGUUGUUUAAAAUUUUCUCAAACUUUUUAUUUAAAGCGACUGGCCUCCAGAUCGUUUGACAAAAAAAAAAUUUAAUAUCUUGAAAUAAAUGCUAUAUUUCUUAAGAAGGCUUUAAAACUUAAUUACUGACUAACUUUAUAUUACGGAAACACAUGAGAAUUUGCUUUUUUACUACUUUUUACGACGAAAAUCGAAAAGAGUUUGUCACGCUUUUACUCCAGGUAAACUGUCUCGAUUAUAAUUAUCUAUACUUUGAAGUCAUUAUUCACUACUUCAGCUAUAGCGCUAUUGGUUACGACGACGGGAAAAUGUCUUUAUUGCCGCGGCGGUCCGGGGUUCGAUUCCCGGCGCGGUCAUCUUUUUUUCUUGAUUUGGAAUUUUUAAAAUAUUUUAGAAACAAAAAUUCAUAUUCUAAUGUUCAUAAUAUGACCAAACUUCAAUUUGAAAGAAAGAUUAUUUUUUAGCCAAAUCUGGAGGUCAGUGCCUUUAAUUUCCAUGUAUCUCCUCCUGCAGAUAGUCCUAUCUAUCAAGUCAGUGAUCAAUAUUUAAUCCCCAAUUAUAUCUGGAUUAUUACGGAAGAACUUAACUCAAUGCAAACAAAUUGUCAAAUACAUAAUUUUUGUAUAACAUCGGAAAAUUGUUUUAAGUGUAAUAAAAUAAAUUCAUAUCCACUAUUUAAGCUGAAAUUUACAUAUAAUGUUAUUUCUACCAUAUCACAUAUCAUAUAUAUAAAAAGAAGAAAAAACUCUUCAGCAUUUACCAUGAAAUUUGAAAUUACAAUGAAAUGACUUAUCACUAAGUUUUUAACCAUACAGGUACUUCAUUCGUCCUAUUAGCUGGUGUCAUACAGGUGUGCAGGUUAAUGCAGGGUGUCAUUGAUUGAUCUCUUAGACUAGUACUAUGUCUAUACCUAGGCAGUAAAAAACAGAAAUGCUUUGCUAUAAAGUGUGCUUGUGCAUAUUGGUUAGGUAUACAUCUACGACCUGUAGAAACAGGUACUAGAAACUAGAGAAAAACAAACUUACAUGUUAAUUAAAUGCAAAAUUAAAACAAUAUUGGACGGAUGCAAGACCAUCACUACAAAAUGAUUACAUGUCUAUCCACUCAACCUACUGCGCAAUGAAGACCAUUAAACUUACUUCCUAUAUCUUUUGGUUUAAAAGAGAGUGCUAAGCACUGAUUGUUUAUUUACAUGUUGCUAAAACUAAAAACGCCAUGAUACUGUGCGGUACUUAUAAAAAAUGAUUAUCCUGUGUUUUAUUUUCAAUAGUUAUAUCGCCAUUUAGUUCAGGGCACUGACAGUUAAUUUCUAUACGGAAUAUUCUUAUGGACAAUAGUUAGUUUAGUUCAAUUCGU